Molecule: messenger RNA, 519 nt
Organism: Anneissia japonica
Lineage: Eukaryota; Metazoa; Echinodermata; Crinoidea; Comatulida; Comatulidae
Product: probable cation-transporting ATPase 13A3
Exons: 3
Biological process (GO): intracellular calcium ion homeostasis
Cellular component (GO): membrane
Molecular function (GO): P-type transmembrane transporter activity; ATP hydrolysis activity; ATP binding
Source: RefSeq, a predicted model, not a curated record
UUGCUAUCUUCCAGGUGAUAAUAUUCUAACAGCUAUAAGCGUGGCGCGAAAAUGUAACUUGGUAACCACGUAUCAGCAAGUAUUCCAAGUUCAUGCCGAAACACCACGAGAUAAUGCUGCAAACAUUCAGCUUACGCUUGCAAAUGACGUCACCAAAACUAACUGCGUCGAAACUAAGGUGAAUAUGGAUUCAUUAUCUACAGACGUGCCGUUGGAUAUGUGUUAUGCAGUUGACGGUAAAUCAUUCGCAGUAUUGAGAGAACAUUAUCCCGAACAAUUUGAAAAGGUAGUAACUGCUACAAAGGUGUUUGCAAGAAUGUCUCCAGCGCAGAAGGACCAGUGUGUGGAAAAGUUGCAGGAGAUUGGAUUAACAGUUGGGAUGUGUGGGGAUGGAGCGAAUGACUGCGGAGCACUGAAGACUGCCCAUGUUGGGAUAUCAUUAUCGGAAGCAGAGGCAUCGGUGGCGUCCCCAUUUACUUCAAAGACUCCCGACAUAGCUUGUGUUCCAGCUAUUAUAAG